Gilbertella persicaria is the source of this 785-nucleotide messenger RNA. RefSeq lists its product as uncharacterized. Gene Ontology annotation, molecular function: DNA binding. Lineage: Eukaryota; Fungi; Mucoromycota; Mucoromycetes; Mucorales; Choanephoraceae. The coding region runs from base 36 to 767 and encodes 243 amino acids. The record is from RefSeq and is a predicted model, not a curated record. Gene Ontology annotation, biological process: nucleotide-excision repair; double-strand break repair via homologous recombination; DNA replication. The transcript is spliced from 5 exons. Gene Ontology annotation, cellular component: chromosome, telomeric region; nucleus; DNA replication factor A complex.
UUUUUUUUCUCUUUUUAUUUCUCCAACUACAUACCAUGAACUACUCAUCCAAUUCUGGAGGUUAUAUGGAGUCCUCUUUUGAUGGCUCUAAUACUACCAGUGGCUAUGCUAAAAAACCUAUGGGUGAACAAACACUACGACCCUUGACUGUCAAGCAAAUUAAGUCUGCCGAAAGUCCUCAAGAAACUGUUUUCCGUAUUGAUAAUGCUGAUGUGACUCAAAUCAGUUUUAUUGGCGUUAUUCGUAACAUUCAAGAAUUGGCAACCAAUUAUGUAUAUACAAUUGAAGAUGGAACAGGUGCUGUUGAUGUUAGAAAAUGGAUUGAACAAAACGAAACACCCGAAGAAGCAGAUGCACGUAGAGAAUUAAUGGUGGAUACCUAUGUUCAUGUCAAUGGUCGAUUAAAUAGCUUCAGUAAUCGAACCACUGUAGUUGCACAUGCUAUUCGUCCUAUUACUGACUAUAAUGAAAUCACUUUCCACUUUCUUGAUGCUAUCCGUGCCCAUUUGAUCUUUUCUAAGCCUUCAAAGUCUGAUCCUAUGAGUAUUGAUCAUCCCACAAAGACUGAAGACAUUCAAUCCCGCGUUAACAGUGCUAUCAAGUCAUUUGAAGACAGUCCUGAUGGUGCCACUGUGGACCAAAUCUGCUUCAAGUUGAAGGGUUUACAUACUGAAUCUGAAGUAAGAAACACACUUGAAUUACUCUUACAAGAUGGUCAAUGUUAUACAACUGUUGAUGAUGAUCAUUAUAAAUCAUGUCUUCCUUAAACAAAUAAAGUUUUACAG